AUGGACACGCUAGUUUCCGACUCCGAAUGGAUGCGCAAUAGAGGAGUAGUUGCAAUUGCUAACUCUAUUUUGAACGCAUUUGAGAUGGAUACGGCUGUUGCCAUGUUCAUAGAUGCUUCACGUGCUGUUGGGCAUCGCGGGGGUUAUCUGGAAUGUGCUCAUCACGUGGAAGAGGCCUUUGGUCAAGAGUUUGAUACCAGUCAUUGCUCUGUGACCGAUCAGGCUGAUGCUGUGUUAGCUCGCGCUGAAGAAGUCUACGACCAUCUUUCACUGCCAGUUAUGGAUUUGGUCACCGAGGCGUUAAAGCAUGAUGCUUGGAGCGCGCGGCUAAAGGGUAUCCUUGACCCUCCAGAGAUUGUGGAGUUAUCGGAUAAAGAAGAGGUAGCCGGCGGAGAUGGCGAUGGCGAUGGAGAUGGAUAUGGUGAUGGUGAUGGUGAUGGCCAUGAAUAG
Messenger RNA from Helianthus annuus (common sunflower), 450 nucleotides. RefSeq lists its product as uncharacterized. The transcript has 2 exons. Lineage: Eukaryota; Viridiplantae; Streptophyta; Magnoliopsida; Asterales; Asteraceae. Bases 1 to 450 code for a protein of 149 amino acids. The record is from RefSeq and is a predicted model, not a curated record.